AUGAGUGACCGCUAUCUAGAACAAAGGAUUAGUAUCAACUAUUGCGUGAAAUUAAAAAGUUCUGCGAGUGAAACUCACCAUCUUUCAAAAGAAGCCUACGGGAAAGAAGUCAUGUCAAGGGCCGGAGUUUUUGACUGGCACAAAAGGUUUAAAGAAGGGCGGGAAGAUGUUCGAGAUGAAGCCCGCAGUGGUCGUCCAGUCACCCACCGGACAGAUGAAAAUAUUCAGAAGGUCACGGUCUUAGUUUGUUCGACUGUGAGGAUGAUGGCUGAAGAGUUAAAUUUAGAUAAGGAAACCGUUGGACUCAUUCUGAAAGAAAACUUGGACAUGAGGGAAGUUUCUGCAAGAGUCAUACCGGGUAUUUUGAAGAACGUGUCCAAACCUGGAAAACUCAACUUUCCUUGUGAUCUUUCUGUGGAAACUUGGGAAAAUAGUCCUUGCUUGUGGGAAAGGAUAGUUAUUUGUGUUUUCUGGGUCUGCACAGUCGAUAAAUUUUCAACGAGUAAUGAUUCUGUUCCUCAUCUUUCACUGCUUUAUGGGACUUCAGGGAAUGAAAGCAUAACAUCCUGCUUUCCCAUAAGUUCUCUGGCCGCUGCCCUGGCACCAAUUAAAGACAUGUCUAUGCAAUUAAUCAAAAGCAAUUUGGAAGCACUCUGGUGCUGCUCCUCUGAAGCGCUGCCUGCUCCACACACAGUAGUUGUUCAGCUGCGGUCGCUGGAGCCAGGCACAUAG
Messenger RNA from Sorex fumeus (smoky shrew), 732 nucleotides. RefSeq names its product GVQW motif containing 3 (gene GVQW3). The record is from RefSeq and is a predicted model, not a curated record. NCBI's taxonomy places the organism in Eukaryota, Metazoa, Chordata, Mammalia, Eulipotyphla, Soricidae.